AAGCCUCUACCGGGAACCACCUUCUGUAGGACAGUCACCAGGCCAGAUCCAGAAGCCUCUCUAAGCUCCAGCUUUCUCUGUGGAAGAUGACAGCAAUUAUAGCAGGACCCUGCCAGGCUGUUGAAAAGAUUCCACAAUAAAACUUUGCCAGUGGGAAGUACCUAGUGAAACGGCCUAAAAUGCCACUUCUUCUCAUGUCCCAGGCUUGAGGCCCUGUGGUCCCCAUCCUUGGGAGAAGUCAGCUCCAGCACCAUGAAGCGCAUCCUCGUUGCUGGUAUCACUGCAGUGCUUGUUGCAGCUGUAGAAUCUCUGAGCUGCGUGCAGUGUAAUUCAUGGGAAAAAUCCUGUGUCAACAGCAUUGCCUCUGAAUGUCCCUCACAUGCCAACACCAGUUGUAUCAACUCCUCAGCCAGCUCCUCUCUAGAGACACCAGUCAGAUUAUACCAGAAUAUGUUCUGCUCAGCGGAGAACUGCAGUGAGGAGACACACAUUACAGCCUUCACUGUCCAUGUGUCUGCUGAAGAACACUUUCAUUUUGUAAGCCAGUGCUGCCAAGGAAAGGAAUGCAGCAACACCAGCGAUGCCCUGGACCCUCCCCUGAAGAACGUGUCCAGCAAUGCAGAGUGCCCUGCUUGUUAUGAAUCUAAUGGAACUUCCUGUCGUGGGAAGCCCUGGAAAUGCUAUGAAGAAGAACAGUGUGUCUUUCUAGUUGCAGAACUUAAGAAUGACAUUGAGUCUAAGAGUCUCGUGCUGAAAGGCUGUUCCAACGUCAGUAAUGCCACCUGUCAGUUCCUGUCUGGUGAAAACAAGACUCUUGGAGGAGUCAUGUUUCGAAAGUUUGAGUGUGCAAAUGUAAACAGCUUAACCCCCACGUCUGCACCGACCACUUCCCACAACGUGGGCUCCAAAGCUUCCCUCUACCUCUUGGCCCUUGCCAGCCUCCUUCUGCUGGGACUGCUGCCCUGAGGUCCUGGGGCUGCACUUUGCCCAGCACCCCAUUUCUGCUUCUCUGAGGUCCAGAGCACCCCUGCGGUGCUGACACCCUCUUUCCCUGCUCUGCCCCGUUUAACUGCCCAGUAAGUGGGAGUCACAGGUCUCCAGGUAAUGCCGACAGCUGCCUUGUUCUCCACUAUUAAAGCGCUGGUUCAUUCACUGCCCAAAUCUGUCCUGAUGCAUUCUGGGCUGGGCUUCAUUUGAGCUGCUAUCCAGCAUCACCUCCCACUUCUGGGCUGCAGGUGGGGUCCUUGCUUUUGAAACCUGUGCACGUUUGUUUCUGGGAUCUGAGGACAUCCCUGCUCAUCUUGCUUCUAGGAAGCUGACCCCUUGACCUUGCAGCCCUGCACCUCUGGGGACGGACAUGCCACCGUCAACACUGUCACACACAAGGAGCUCCCCCGCCUACUUUAUAAGGCCUGUGUUGACCCCUGUACCAACACAUAAGCUCCUUCAGUAUUGGCCAAUAUAUGGCUCUUCAACAGUUGUCCUGAUUGUGGUCAGAAGUCCACAGCGAGUGAAGAAAACAGCAUCAUCUCAGGGUCCUAUCACGAUGGGGGCCCAAAGAGGGUUGGAGGGGCUGCUGAAGACCAGCAUGCUCCUACUGUCUAGCCUUUCCAGGCAGGGACAUGAGUAAGUCACUGGGCAACCUGCAAUGCCAGGCUCCAUUCCCGGCUGAGGAAGUUUUCUGCAGCCUUGUGCAGAAUGGAAUGUGGCUACAGAGCACCAGUCCAGCCCCUCAGAGAGCUUAUAAUCAAACACAGAGUAAAUAACUCUGUAUCAAAUGCCAAGGGAGCAAGAAAACCAUUCAAUAGAAUAUGCCCAGAGGUCCAGGUCUAGUAAAUAAGGAGGGCCUUGAGCUGAACUUGGAAAAAUGGGGUUUGCUGUAAUAAAUACUUUUUUGUAAAC
This is a messenger RNA of Gorilla gorilla gorilla (western lowland gorilla), 1902 nucleotides long. It is a transcript of the gene LYPD8, whose product is annotated as LY6/PLAUR domain containing 8. NCBI's taxonomy places the organism in Eukaryota, Metazoa, Chordata, Mammalia, Primates, Hominidae. Bases 253 to 966 code for a protein of 237 amino acids. The record is from RefSeq and is a predicted model, not a curated record. The transcript has 7 exons. Gene Ontology annotation, biological process: defense response to Gram-negative bacterium.